Messenger RNA from Colossoma macropomum (tambaqui), 2016 nucleotides. Its product is annotated as heat shock transcription factor 2 binding protein. Gene Ontology annotation, cellular component: cytosol. The record is from RefSeq and is a predicted model, not a curated record. NCBI's taxonomy places the organism in Eukaryota, Metazoa, Chordata, Actinopteri, Characiformes, Serrasalmidae. The transcript has 8 exons. Bases 59 to 1108 code for a protein of 349 amino acids.
CACCGUGAGAGAAACGCUGUGAAUGCUGGUAGAUAUUUAACCGUCAACGUUUCUCAAAAUGAAAGCGUUAGACGCCACUAAAGUGUCGCCUUUGAGCUCGACAAGAGAGGAUUUAGGAGGAGACUGUUUUGUCAGAGUCAGAAAAAGGGACUUGGAGAGACUGUCUACAGAGGUCAUGCAGCUCCGAGAGUUUCUGCCAAAGGUUAUUAACAGAGAAUUUAUCGACUCCCUGCAUAAAGCACGAUCUUUAGAAACACUGAAGGAGCAGAGCCAGCAAGAGCAGCAGCAGCUAAAGCAGGAGUGCCUACACCUUCACUCGCGCCUGGAAGCCCUGCAGGCAGAGUGUCAGAGAGAGAAGGAGGAGAAGAUGGUCCUGAGGGAGCAGUUGUGGGAGAGCAGGGAGCAGCUGCAGCAGCAGGCUGAGUUCUGUACUGGUCUGGGCGCCGCCUCCUGUACUCUGCUCUGGAGCGCCUCCCGCAGAGAAGAGGCUGUCAGGGACAUAUUGGCUGAUGGAAAGCUGGAGCCAUUCCUGAAAGUAGCAGGUCAAACUCUUGAAAGUUUUGUCAAAUCUCUGGAUGAAGAGGAAAAACCUCAGCAGAACUACAGUUCCCAUGAGCAUCAGUUUGUGCUAGCACUGGCAGGUGUCAUUACCAAUUUAGCAGCUGUGUCGAGUGGGAGGGACUUCAUCUCCAGCUCCGCCCACAUCCUGUUGGACACUCUAAUGCAGCUGCUUGGGCUCAUGAAGCCAGGAGUGUUUCCAAAACUCAAAGUGUUGAUGCUGAUGGCUUUAUAUAACGUCAGCAUCAGUGUGAAUGGGCUAACAUACAUCAGCGAAAGUCCAGCACUCCUCCCCCUUAUCUGCACCCUGCUUAAAGACCGGGACUCAGAGGUGUGUCUGCAGGCUCUGCGGCUGCUCCAGUCUCUGCUAGUAGAGGGCAAGGUUGUGGAGCAGCUCACCCCAGACCUGCUGAGCUCUCUGCCAAUAGGACGUGUCUGUCAGCUGACCUCCAGUCGCCAUGCCACCCUCAGACAAACGGCCCAGGAGGCCCUGGAGGACCUAGAGCGGCUCACCAACAACCAGAACCCGGCCCAUGAGAAAGAACAGUGAGGCUUUGGGCAUCUUUAGACCAUUACAUUAUUAAUUAUACCCUUGCAGUUAAAUUAAGAGCCAGUGUAUGUACACUGCUGGCCCAGUCCAGACAGAACAGUGUUCUAGGUUCAGGCAAGUUCUUCAAUGGGGGCUUUCUUCAGUAGCUCUAAUUCUGUUCAUCAUUGGUAAGUGUAAUCAGUUAAAAGGGUCAGAGGUCACAGAGCCAAUUAAAAAAUGGCUCACUGACCUCCGGGGUGGUCCAGUGGGUAAUAAUAUUGGUUUAAGUAACCAAUGUUACCUUUUGGUUUGCACUGGAUAGGGAGGAUUAUUGGUUGGUCUUUAAUAUAUAAAAAAUAUUCAACCUAAUUUUCAACCUAAUCUCUAUCUGCGAUGUCUGCAGCGUAUCGCUGUUGUCGGAAGAAAACCUCUUCUUCAAAAAGGUAACUUUACAGGAGAAGGAAAAAACCUACUUUACUUUUAAUGUAAGUCAAUGAAACCAUCCUUUUUUCCAAGUUAUUUUGGACCAUUUCUUUUGGUCCAUUCUUCAUAAAAUUUACACACAAUGUAAAGGGCAACAGGCAUUUUUAAAUUAUGUUAAAAACUGCAAAACGACAAAAAUGGAGAUACGAGGUUUUCUUCUGACAACAACGAUAUGGUCAUUUACCAUGGAUGAUAAUGUUGCUGUGUUUUUUGCGUGUUUCCCUGUACAUAGAAAAAGUCCAUUGACUUGAAACAUGUUCUCUAUAUAUUGUCUCUAGAUAUUUUCCAAUGUGUUUUCGCUCAGGUUUUCUGCUUGUUUCUAAGCACAUGUUAAUCUGUCAAACUCUUUAGAUAUGGCAGAUAAAGCUGAGGAAUGCUGGAGUAUUCCUUUAAGCAUGCAGUUCUGGCUUGCUGUGAUUGUAUCCAAUUUUUGCACUUAAUAACCA